AUGCGUUUCUCAUUCUUGGCUUCUAUCGUUUUGUCCCUUGUAGGCCUUGCUCCAGCAGCUCCUGUUGCAGAAGCUGCUGCCUCAGAAUAUGCUGGGUAUCUUAUCUCGACGUUCUCAGACGCAAACCCGGCUGUACAGUUCCACCUGUCAGUCGGGAACAAUCCGGGCGAAUAUGAGUUUUCCAAUGGUGGUGAAGCAGUGCUGAAUUCAACUGUUGGAACCAAGGGUGUUCGAGAUAUCUUCCUUACGCACAAUCCUGAUCGCACGGAGUGGUUCGUCAUUGCUACUGAUCUCGAUAUCAGAGUUUCGGGCUUCUCCUGGGAUACAGUGACCAGAAACGGAAGUCGCGGACUUGUGGUAUGGAGAUCUUCGAAUCUGGUGGACUGGUCCCAACCAGCACUCGUCACUGUCGAAGCUCCCGAGGCCGGAAUGGCAUGGGCUCCCUCCGUAGUUUAUGAUUCCGCUACAUCACAGUAUUUCGUCUUCUGGGCCUCUCGUCUCUACUCUUCCUCUGACACCUCUCACACCGGUACCGCUUCCUUUGAUCGAAUUCGCUUCGCGACUACAGAAGAUUUCACUACCUUCUCCGCACCCCAGGACUACAUCGCAAUCCCAGGUACGCCUGUCAUCGACCAGGAGUUCCAAUACCUCGGUACGCCCGGGCACUAUGCGCGCUUCAUCAAGAAUGAGACUGUGAACCAGGUAUAUCAGGAGCUCACCACGGGGGGACUUUUUGGGAAUUGGGAGAGGGUGGAGGGAUAUGUAUCGAGUUCGUCACCGUCGGAGGGACCCGCGGCCUUUGAAGAUAACCUGGAGAAGGGGAAGUAUUAUUUGUUGUUGGACAACUAUCAAGAGUACGUUCCGUUUCAGACAGCCAACAUUGAGCAAGCGGGAAGCUGGGUGGCUGCUGGGUUUGCAGGCUUCCCAAGAGGAUUAAAGCAUGGCUCAAUUACGCCGCUGUUACAGAGCGAGAUGGAUGCUUUUAGGGCGAGGUACCCGGCUUGA
Messenger RNA from Cadophora gregata, 1005 nucleotides. RefSeq lists its product as uncharacterized. The transcript has 3 exons. The record is from RefSeq and is a predicted model, not a curated record. The coding region runs from base 1 to 1005 and encodes 334 amino acids. NCBI's taxonomy places the organism in Eukaryota, Fungi, Ascomycota, Leotiomycetes, Helotiales, Ploettnerulaceae.